GCGCGGGCUCUGGGAACCCGGCUGGAGGGCCGCCGGCUCGCGGGGCCGCAGCACCUGCGGGCGGCGCGGCGCCCGGGUGGCCGAGGUUGACAGCCGGAGGCGGGGGCGGGACGCCGGGCCCCCACUGCCCUCUCGGGGCCGAGGCGGAAGCCGCGGGGCGGGGGCGCGCAGGGCAGCACCAUCUGGAGGGGCGGGAGCGCGCGGCCUCUGGGGGGCAGGCGCGUGCGCGGCGCGGCGGGUUCUGGGGGUCGCCGGCGGGGGGCGCAGGAGGAGCGCGGCGGAGUGAGCCCCGCGUUGCCGGAGCAGCAGCCGGCGCGCGUCGGGCGGCUCAGCUGGGGCCCGCAGCUUCUCCGCGGGCUGAAGCUCGGCGUGGAGGAGCAGGGCGGGGUGGGUCCGGCCGUGCAGGAGGAGGGCGGCGUGGGGCUGGGGGUGCAGGAGCGGGGCGGCCGCGCUCAGGAGCCCAGCCUGGGGGUGGUGUGGGAGCCGCCCGCCGCCGCGGAUUGGAGGCGCCCGGCCCUCUGGACGGCCUCGGCCGGCGGGCCCGUGGCGCAGGAGGUGGGCCUGGGGCCCCGCAGGCAGCAGCAGGAGAAGGGGGGAGGCGGACCCGCAGUGCAGGAGCGCGGCGAGGCCCGUGCCGGGGUGCAGGAGCGCGGGGAGGGCAGCCCACGCAGGCUUCUGCGGCACCCCGAGGAGCUGCCCGAGUUGACGGACGGUUCCUUCCUGCACACGGAGGAGCCCGAAAGUUCGGACGAGCGCAGCUGGGAGAUCUGCGGGCACCUGGGCAGGGAGGCGGUGGUCCUGGGAGCAUCCCCCGCGAGUGGGGACAGACCCGAGUUACUGGGGAGGGCCAGGCCUGUGGGACCCCGGGGGCCUGAAGGAGAGGGGCGUCUGGGGGUGCAGGAGGCAAAUUGGCUGCCCGGGGUACAGGAGGGUCAGGUCGCGUGGGCCGUUCAGGAAACGUAUCUGAACGGUAAAGGGUCCCCUGGAGGUGAGGAAUUCCAAGGGGGACACAGGACCCGCAGGCGCAGGCGGCGGAGGAGGUGGUAAUCUGCAAGCCACUACGCUGCCAUAAGGAGUCCUCCAGUGCCAAGAGUAAUGCUGGAGGAUGUAGGGGAUUGGGAAGAGCGCUGUGAACCUGACCUUUGGAAGCCAUUGCCGGAGGGCAGGCACUGGCCUGCAGGACCUUCUCUGCGACGUCGAGUUUGAGCGUCCUCAAAGCAGUGUCUGCCUCCGGGCAGCUGAAAACUCAGAGGCUGGGGAGCAGCAGCAUGCAGCCGGAGGAGGGGACGGGCUGGCUAUUGGAGCUGCUGUCCGAGGUGCAGCUGCAGCAGUAUUUCCUGAGGCUUCGCGAUGAUCUCAACAUCACCCGCCUGUCCCACUUUGAGUAUGUCAAGAACGAGGACCUGGAAAAGAUUGGCAUGGGCCGGCCUGGUCAGAGGCGUCUGUGGGAGGCUGUGAAGAGGAGGAAGGUCAUGUGCAAACGCAAGUCGUGGAUGAGCAAGGUGUUCAGUGGAAAGCGGCUGGAGGCUGAGUUCCCUCCCCAUCACUCUCAGAGCACCUUCCGGAAGCCCUCACCCACCCCAGGGGGCCUGGCAGGGGAAGGGACACUGCAGAGCCUCACCUGCCUCAUCGGGGAGAAGGACCUGCGACUCCUGGAGAAGCUGGGAGACGGCUCCUUUGGAGUGGUGCGCAGGGGUGAAUGGGACGCCCCUGCGGGAAAGACGGUGAGUGUGGCCGUGAAGUGCCUGAAGCCAGAUGUGCUAAGCCAGCCAGAGGCCAUGGACGACUUCAUCCGGGAGGUCAAUGCCAUGCAUUCGCUUGACCACCGAAACCUCAUUCGCUUGUAUGGUGUGGUGCUCACGCCACCCAUGAAGAUGGUGACAGAACUGGCACCUCUGGGGUCUCUGUUGGACCGACUGCGUAAACACCAAGGUCAUUUCCUCUUGGGGACUCUGAGCCGCUACGCUGUGCAGGUGGCUGAGGGCAUGGGAUACCUGGAGUCCAAGCGCUUCAUCCACCGGGACCUGGCUGCUCGGAACCUGCUGUUGGCUACCCGCGACCUGGUCAAGAUUGGAGACUUUGGAUUGAUGCGAGCACUACCCCAGAAUGAUGACCACUAUGUCAUGCAAGAACAUCGCAAGGUGCCCUUUGCCUGGUGUGCCCCUGAGAGCCUGAAGACACGGACCUUCUCUCAUGCCAGUGACACUUGGAUGUUUGGGGUCACACUGUGGGAGAUGUUCACAUAUGGCCAGGAGCCCUGGAUUGGCCUCAAUGGCAGCCAGAUCCUGCAUAAAAUUGACAAGGAAGGGGAGCGCCUGCCCCGGCCUGAGGACUGCCCCCAAGACAUCUACAAUGUCAUGGUCCAGUGCUGGGCCCACAAACCAGAGGACAGACCCACUUUUGUGGCCCUUCGGGACUUCCUGCUGGAGGCUCAGCCUACUGACAUGCGGGCCCUUCAGGACUUCGAGGAGCCAGACAAGCUGCACAUCCAGAUGAAUGACGUCAUCACUGUCAUCGAGGGAAGGGCUGAGAACUACUGGUGGCGUGGUCAGAACACCCGGACGCUGUGCGUUGGACCCUUCCCUCGGAAUGUGGUGACCUCCGUGGCUGGCCUGUCAGCCCAGGACAUCAGCCAGCCUCUACAGAAUAGCUUCAUUCACACGGGGCAUGGAGACAGCGACCCCCGGCACUGCUGGGGGUUCCCUGACAGGAUUGAUGAACUGUAUCUGGGCAACCCCAUGGACCCCCCUGACCUGCUGAGUGUGGAGCUGAGCACCUCCCGACCCACCCAGCAUCUAGGAAGGCUGAAAAGGGAGCCUCCACCUCGCCCACCUCAGCCUGCCAUCUUCACACAGAGUAAGUGGGGCUUCUCAGGAUGCCUUGGCCCCUGCCCCCGCCCUCUCUCUCCUCUCACCUCUCCUCUCCUGGAAGAGCCAACGUACGACCCUGUGAGUGAGGACCAAGACCCCCUGUCCAGCGACUUCAAGAAGCUGGGCCUGAGGAAGCCAUCCCUGCCCCGAGGGCUGUGGCUCACAAAGCCCUCGGCCCGAGUGCCAGGCACCAAGGCAGGCCGCAGCAGUGGGGGCGAGGUCACACUCAUCGACUUUGGCGAGGAGCCUGUGGUUCCAACCCCACGGCCCUGCGCACCCUCCUUGGCACAGUUGGCCAUGGAUGCCUGCUCCUUGCUGGACAAGACACCACCACAGAGCCCCACGCGGGCACUGCCACGGCCUUUACAUCCCACACCUGUAGUGGACUGGGACGCUCGCCCGCUGCCCCCGCCCCCUGCCUAUGACGAUGUGGCCCAGGAUGAGGAUGACUUUGAGGUCUGCUCUAUCAACAGCACGCUAGUGGGUGCAGGCCUCCCUGCUGGGCCGAGCCAGGGCGAGACCAAUUAUGCCUUUGUGCCGGAGCAGGCACAGCCGCCCCCUGCCCUGGAGGACAACCUGUUUCUUCCACCCCAGGGUGGCGGUAAGCCACCCAGCUCAGCCCAGACUGCAGAGAUUUUCCAGGCACUGCAGCAGGAGUGUAUGCGGCAGCUACAGGUCCCCACUGGCCAGCUGACCCCCUCCCCCACCCCAGGAGGUGAUGACAAGCCCCAGGUGCCACCCCGGGUACCCAUUCCCCCUCGGCCCACACGUCCACGUGUGGAGCUAUCUCCAGCUCCCUCGGGUGAGGAAGAGACAAGCCGGUGGCCUGGACCUGCCUCCCCUCCCCGAGUGCCUCCCCGGGAACCCCUGUCCCCUCAAGGCUCAAGAACCCCAAGCCCCCUGGUGCCACCAGGCAGCUCUCCGUUACCACACCGGCUCUCUAGCUCACCUGGAAAGACCAUGCCCACCACCCAAAGCUUUGCCUCAGACCCUAAAUAUGCCACGCCACAAGUGAUCCAGGCUCCUGGCCCGCGGGCUGGCCCCUGUAUCCUGCCCAUUGUCCGCGAUGGCAGGAAGGUCAGCAGUACUCACUACUACCUGCUACCUGAGCGCCCCCCUUAUCUGGAGCGCUAUCAGCGCUUCCUCCGGGAGGCCCAGAGCCCUGAAGAGCCAGCCUCCAUGCCUGUGCCCCUGCUACUGCCCCCACCCAGUACCCCAGCCCCUGCUGCCCCCACUGCUACUGUUCGACCUAUGCCUCAGGCUGCCCCAGACCCAAAGGCCAACUUCUCCACCAAUAACAGCAACCCAGGGGCUCGGCCACCAGCCCUGAGGGCCACUGCUCGGCUGCCACAGAGGGGCUGCCCAGGGGAUGGGCAAGAGGCUGCACGGCCAGCAGACAAGAUCCAGAUGCUGCAGGCCAUGGUGCAUGGGGUGACCACAGAGGAGUGCCAGGCGGCCCUGCAGAGCCACAGCUGGAGUGUGCAGAGGGCUGCCCAGUAUCUGAAGGUGGAGCAGCUCUUUGGACUGGGUCUUCGGCCACGGGUGGAGUGCCACAAAGUGCUAGAGAUGUUUGACUGGAACCUGGAGCAAGCUGGCUGCCACCUUCUGGGUUCCUGUGGCCCUGCCCACCACAAACGCUGAUAGUUGUCUGGAGAACAACAGUCUGCCCUAAAGGAACCACUUGAACCUGUCUGUAGGACCAGGGUUGGGAGAUGCCCAUCUCAGGCCUGGAACACCCACAGCUUGGACCUACUGCUGCCUGUUGCUCCAUGUGGACAGAGCAGGAGGCUGGGACUCUCUACCUUGCCCACCUCACUCACCCACCCAGCGCUGUUCUGCACAGCUUGGUUCAGCCCUCAGUGCCCCAGCCAAGAGGUGGGAAGGAGCCUUGUGAAGGCAAGACAGGAAGCUGCCUGGCAGGCCCUGUGUGUGUCCUGCCCCUGGCUCAAGAUCAGGGCUGGGUUACUGGCUAGCGUGUGCCCCAGGCUUUGCCCUGGAGGACUAGACUAAGGAAGCCAGGCUUGACUUGGGCAAGAAGGAUGUGUUGGCCGCACAGAAGGGUCGGCCAGCAUCCAGCAGGCCCUUCCUAGGGCUGGGCCCUUUUCCAGGGAGCCCCUGUAGGCAUUUGGAGUGUUGGACAGAAUGUGACUUGUGGCUUCACUGUGAACUUGCAGACUUGGAUGCUCCUAGGAGCUUGUACCUGGAGACAGUCUGAAGUGGCUCAGAAACAGAGAGAGAAAUGGCAGCAGGUUCUCUGGCAGGGCCCAGGGCCCGAAUUGGAAGGAGACCCCAGGGGCACCAGUACUUUGUUGUUUGACCCCUGCCCUUCCCCGUUGCUGUUCAAUGUGUUCCCAUCAGCCUCUGUUGCCAAAGUUGCUGUCCCAGCUCUGGAUAUCCGCUUCUUCCAGUGAAAUAAAUUCCGUUUCUAUUUUAUGUUACCCACUC
Microtus oregoni (creeping vole) is the source of this 5315-nucleotide messenger RNA. It is a transcript of the gene Tnk2, whose product is annotated as tyrosine kinase non receptor 2. The transcript has 16 exons. Gene Ontology annotation, cellular component: extrinsic component of cytoplasmic side of plasma membrane. NCBI's taxonomy places the organism in Eukaryota, Metazoa, Chordata, Mammalia, Rodentia, Cricetidae. Gene Ontology annotation, molecular function: protein serine/threonine/tyrosine kinase activity; protein tyrosine kinase activity; protein binding. The record is from RefSeq and is a predicted model, not a curated record. Gene Ontology annotation, biological process: negative regulation of epidermal growth factor receptor signaling pathway; signal transduction; protein phosphorylation. Bases 1269 to 4511 code for a protein of 1080 amino acids.